Molecule: messenger RNA, 1226 nt
Organism: Exaiptasia diaphana
Lineage: Eukaryota; Metazoa; Cnidaria; Anthozoa; Actiniaria; Aiptasiidae
Product: ficolin-2
Exons: 3
Coding region: 32-1027 (331 amino acids)
Source: RefSeq, a predicted model, not a curated record
UACCAAAAGGUUAUGUAGAUCGCACCUCAAAAUGAUUAUCAAAGUUCUGAGUCUCUGCUUUAUGGCUGCACUGCCUGUACUCGCCCUUGAUCCUGAAGUAAAAGGGCAAAAAGACGGGUUCAUGUUUGGAAAUUUUAUCCAUCUCAAAGGAUACAGACUUAAGGGGAAUCCUUUGAAGACGAAAAAAUUGUUGAGCUAUUGUGACUGCCUGGUUGAGUGUAUUGCCGAUAUCCGGUGCAUGUCUGCCAAUGUGAAUAUGACUGCAGAUAACAAUGGGCGUUUUGACUGCGAAUAUUUGGAUUUUGAUAAAUACGAAUAUGGCCAAAAUUUGACUAAAGUUGAGAAAGUGAGUCAUUACGCCUUUCCGUACCCAAGUUUGCCAUCAGACUGUGCGGCCAUCACCAGCCAAAACAAGCAACACUCAAAUGGAGUCUACCGUAUCAGUCUCCCACCGUCCUUCUAUGUCUAUUGCGACAUGGUAACGACUGGCGGAGGAUGGACCAUCAUACAAAGACGGCUUGACGGCUCAGUUGAUUUUAACCGUGUAUGGGCCGACUACAAACAGGGGUUUGGUGACAAGAACGGUGAAUAUUGGCUGGGAAUAGAUCGUAUCCACGCUAUGACGUCAUUAGGCAAAUUCCGGCUGCGCGUUGACUUGGAAGACUUCGAGGGAAACACGCGAUACGCGGAGUACGACUCAUUCAGUGUGGCUGACGAAGCUGACAAUUAUCGCGCUUCAAUUGGCAACUACACAGGAAGUGCCGCUGACUCUCUAACCAAUCCCGAUAACCCCAUAAAUGGUAUGCCUUUCUCCACAAAAGAUCGCGACAACGACAAAAGUUCUUCAAGUUGCGCUGCAUUUUACGAAGCAGGCUGGUGGUUUAAGGACUGCCAUAAUAGUAACCUAAAUGGUCUAUAUUUGCGUGGAAUACAUAGUCAGUUUGCAAAGGGAAUCGUUUGGAAAGAAUGGAAAGGUUAUUAUUAUUCUCUGAAGAGAUCCGAGAUGAAAAUUAAACCAAAAGUUUAGCUUGACCUUAACCUAUCCAAUGGACAUAACGAAAACAGUGAUCGAGUUAUAGCAGUCGUCAUAUUAAAGGCUGUACUUUUUUUAUUGAGCACAUAUACCAGUUUAGUCUAGUCAAAAUAGAGAAAUAAAACUCCAGCAUAGAGCAGAUGGAAGAUCAUGCUGUACACUGCAUAUAUAUAUAAGGGACUGUGCCAUAAUU